AUGAAAGCUCUUUUAUCAACUUUAAUAUUGUUGAGCUUCAUAAUCACAACAUUCGGUGAAUGUGUUGGUAUGAAUGAAUAUAAACUUCAAGAUGAUGGUAAAGCAAAAAGUGAACUCCAAGUGGUAGCCGAAGAAAAGACAAAAGAAUUGAAUAAAGCGUUAGGAAAAAUUGACAAAAAGAAAGGAAAGUCGAGUAAAGCAGAGAAGGCGGGCACUUCCACUUCAAAGGUUCAAAAAGCGAAAACUUUGCAAAAAACGAGUAAAACUGGUAAAAGUGCAAAGCAAAAAGAAACAAAGAAAAUGAGUCCAUUGAAAAAAGGCAAAGUGGAGAAGACCAAAAAAUUCAGAAUCAGAAAGCCAGGAAGGAAAUUGCGAGAACAAGUCAAAAGAGUUCUUCUUGAAGCUAAGAAAGCUAUUAAAAAGGCGAAUGAACCUAUUUUAGCUUAUGACGAAGAAGACGAACAAAAAGAACUCAAAGAAGUAAAACAAGUCAAACCAGUGAAAAAACAAACGACUAUACAACCAGCCCAACAGCCACAGCAAUCGACUCCAAUUGAAGUCCAAGAGACUCAAACACAGCCAACGCCACAAGACAAUUAUCAAGAACAACAAUACAAUUGA
Molecule: messenger RNA, 621 nt
Organism: Entamoeba invadens IP1
Lineage: Eukaryota; Evosea; Mastigamoebida; Endamoebidae
Exons: 1
Coding region: 1-621 (206 amino acids)
Source: RefSeq, a predicted model, not a curated record